GGCGGGGAUUGUUAGCAAAUUAACACAGCGGCAGGCUCAUAAAUUGCAAUUUACUUGGAAAUAACUACAACUUAAACUUAGGGUGUUUCAAAUAAGGAUGAACUGAGCGUGUUCUGCCAAAAAAGGUUUUCCCUACAUAUAUGUCACCUCUACACAGCGCACCGAAUCUAAAAUAUAGCCGAAAAUGAGGCGCACGCAGCACUCCGUCAUACACUCCGUGGGCAAAAAGGUUUCGAACAUGUCGACCUCCAACAAACAGAACUUCAUGGACAUGGAUCAAGAGGAACAGCAGCCUGAGCAAAUGUAUCUGGCCACCCAGACCGUGGAUGACAUUCUGAAUGAGGUCCUCUGCAUGCAGAACUUCCAGCAAAAGCAGACAGACAGCAACCUAGACCAGUUCUGCCAGUCGGAGAGGUCCAGGGACCUGAAGGUGGAGGAGGACUUGGACAUGGACCCGCGACUGCGCAGCUGGAACCGCGUGCUGGAGGAGCGGAGGCGCCUGCAGAAUCGGAUCGCGCUGCAGACGGGUAAGCGGGCCGAGGACGUGCUCUUUAACCGCUCGGCAACCAUCGACGAGGCCAACAAGCGGAUGAUCCUGCGCGUCCUUGACACCGCCGACCGGUCGCAACCUCAUGCUCGCCUCAAGGACAAUGUUACCUUGAACUCACUGAAGCCGCGAUGUGAUCCCCAGCUCUGCCGGGAGAUUAAGGAGCUGUACGCCGUGAAGCCGCAGUUGCAGGAGGUGGAGUUCGUCGGCCUGCCGCCGGUCACCCAAAAGGAGCUGGCUGCCACCCGCCUGCCACCCAACGAGAUCGAGAGCCAGUGGCAGCGCUCCCGUGUCUUGAACGAACGACUCGAGGAAAAGAAGCACUCUAUUCGCCAGGUGCUUGACUUCGCGCCCGAUCUUAAGGGGCUGCAGAUCACGCCGGCAUUGGCGGGCUCGUCCACUAAGACUCUGCCGAUCGUCAAGGUGGACGAAACUUCGUUGUCUGCUAUCUCCGGGAACUCCACUCCGGAAGAGGAGGAGGAUUUGGAGCUCGAUCUGCUGUCCAUAGACGGGGAGGAGAGCGGUAGCGAUCUCGAGCCGGCACUCGAGGAAAUUGGGAUAGGAAAGGGGAUAGUCGAGAGUCAGGACAUGGAUGACACCCAGGACAUACAGGGUCUGAUGAUUAACGGCGUGCUCAUUGAUUACCGCAAUCCUGUCGGCGCCAUAAGCAAGAGCAUCACUGUGUUCCUUCAAUGUGAACCAUAUGAGCGCGUGGUGAAGAUGCUUUUGGACAUUCAGAAUCUGAGUCCCAAGCUGGUCCAUGUCUAUUGGCUGAGCAAGAACCGCCUGCGCUCCGACCGGCUGCCCUUGAACUCCGAGCUGGUCUUCGACCGCAGCGAGUUCAUCCUGGAACCGCAGGGCCGCCGCCUCAUCCGGGUGAUGUUCCAGCCGAAAAAGGUGGGCCUGUUCACGCAGCGAUGGCACGUGAACUUUCAAAAGUCGCCCUUCUGUGGCACCCGGCGCCUGGACGUCGUUCUCCAGGGCCAGUGCACCAUGCCCGCUCCGUUCCAGAGACGCCUCGAGGGUCACCGACAGGCGCCCCUGGACAAGCAGCAACAAUUGCAGGCCCAGGGUCUUCUCCAAAUGCAGGCCAGCCUGGCCCCCAUCAUCGAGAACCCGCGACCAUUGUGUCCGUACCAAAGACCCCUUGACGAGCGCGAGGUCUUCAAUGCCCAGAACUUCUCCUAUCGCUGCCAGCGAUACGAGGAUCUGGAGGCGCUCAAGGACUUAUAUCAACUGGCCAAGAAGCCACGCGAUAGGCCUUGGGAUUUGAGCAUCGAGACCCUGCGUAGUCUUAUUGGCAAGCAGGAAAGUCGUCUCCUGCGCGAGCAUUUCCACAACCAACUGGUUGUCUUGCUCCAGCCGCUGAAGUGCAACAGGUGCUCCGCCUAUCCCUUUCUGGAGCACAACACGGAGCGGGAUAGAUCUUGCUUCAUCUACGUGCGCGGCACCAUCAGCAGCACCAUCGACGAAUGGGAGGCAAUGGUUUUCGGCCUGGAUGAACAGUUCUUCAAGCUGGAGCUCCUGCGCUAUCUAGGCGAGAAUUCUUCUCUGCCGGUCGCCGCCGAACUAACGCAGAAGAACCGCCAGCUGGGCACAGAUGAAAACGAGGAGAUACAGAUCGUGGAGAACGUUUCGAAGCGAGUCAAGGGCAGCAAGUACCUCAAGGACUCCCUCUACAUGCACACCUACAGCCUGCUCUGUGAUGCUGUCGAGGUCAUAGUCUCCGUAAUCGAGAGCACCGCUGAUUAGCACUCAUACCACUGGGAACACCGGUAUACCCUCCAAGUUUUGGUUGUAUAUAUAUUUUUUAAGUGGCAACACCCAAAUAAAAUUAAAAAAAUAUUUAUAAUAGAUAAGGGACUCCAGUUUA
Messenger RNA from Drosophila erecta, 2420 nucleotides. RefSeq lists its product as uncharacterized. The coding region runs from base 185 to 2299 and encodes 704 amino acids. NCBI's taxonomy places the organism in Eukaryota, Metazoa, Arthropoda, Insecta, Diptera, Drosophilidae. The transcript has 2 exons. The record is from RefSeq and is a predicted model, not a curated record.